UACAGCUUUGAAGACAACAUUUUAAUAUCCAAAAAUCUAUAUCUUAAAAUCUAAAAUCUGUUUUUGACAACUGAGCGAGAUGUAUGUUUAAAUCCUCCGGUGGUUCCUGUAAGCGUUGUAUCUUGAUCUUUUGGUCAUGGUUUACAAGUUGCAAAUGAUUCAUUCUGCUGUUCGGAAGCAUAUCUGUCGCAGAUGGUGUGUUUUGUGUGUAAAGUAUUCUGUAAUUUGAGUUCAUCUUGUUUAGAUCGACCAGAAAUAUGAGUGACCAAGGAUUCGUAGAAAUGACCUCAUCUGUCAACCAGUCGACAGUUACAAACCAGACAGCAGUCGACGGUUGUGUUGAGGUCGACACCUCGGCAGACCCUUUCUUCAUCGUUGUCUACAGCCUGGUGUUUCUGGCCGGUUUCUCCCUCAAUGCCUUCAUCAUGAAGUUUUACUUCUGCCGAGCUCAUCGUAAGGCAUCCAGCAGCAUGACAGUUUACCUGAAGAACUUGGCGGCUGCUGACUUCCUGCUCUGCCUCUGUCUCCCCAUCCGCAUCACAAAAUACGUCAGCACCACCCGCCUUGUCUUCUGCCACUUUGGAUUCUCUGCCUUCUUCCUCAACAUGUACGCCAGCAUCCUGUUCAUGGGAUACAUCGCUGCUAACAGGUAUCUGAAGAUCGUCCAUGGAUCUGCAGCACCUCACAUCCUGCAGACGGUGCGGGCUGCACGUAUCAUCUCCACUGUCUCCUGGGUUUUCCUCCUGGCCCUGACGAGCACCUACAUCAUCAUGUCAUUCCACAGUCUAAAACACUUGACCUCUGUCCCAACAAGGUGUGAAACCCUCCACAGUGACCAGCUUGCUGUGCUCUACACAAUCAUAGACACUUUCUCCACCGUCAGCUUCCUGUUUGUCCUGGUCUCCUUGAUCUUCUUCUAUUAUAACACCUCCCGCAGGGUGUCAGAGGCGCGGCAGAGGCAGCCGACGUCCUCCAGCUCCAAGAAGCUUGCAAAGUCACACAGAAACAUGUUGGUGCUGGUCUGUGUCUUCUGCGUCUGCUUCGUCCCUUUCCACAUGUUUCGCCUUAUCGACAUAUUCCUUCGGAAGAAUUGUUCUAUGAGGACGGUUUCUUAUUACCUGAUGGAGGUGACGGUCAUGGUUUCAGCUCUGAACGUCUGCCUGGACCCACUCAUCUACUUCAUCUUCUGCAAGGCGUUCAGAGCCCAGCUUAGCCGGAGAGGGGAGGCUAGAAACGGAUAAUUACUGUACAUAACAUUUUAUUUGCCAGGAAUGUAAUACAAAUUAUAGAUUACAAUAAAUAAUUAUUUAAUUAAAACUAAUUGAGGGGCUCUGUGGAUCUUUGUGUGGUGCUGGGAGCCAGUCGUUAAUGUUAGCAGGCUCCAGAUCUAAAUGACAGCUCUAUUAGAGGAGCAGAGAGGCGCUGAGACAAUGUGUAUAAAGUCAAAAGUUUGGACUGUCCUGGAAAUCUGACCCGAGUCUUUCACAAAGAAAUCUACAGUCCAGCAGCAUUCAACAACUUCAACAAAUCAUCCACAGACUUGUUCAGUCAACUGAGCGAGAUGCAGAAAGUCUCAUUUUCACGUCAUUUUACAUUCUGUGUCUGUAAAAUUGCAAACGCGGUCAAUUGUGACUCUUUCUGUUUAUAAAGAUCUAAUUGUGGAGACAGACGUUCUUCUCUGGGAUUAUGGAUCUGGGUAUCAGACUGAGGUACACAAUCUGUGGAUCCAUCACUUCAACAGUCUGAAUCACAGCAUCCCAGCAUGUUUAAUUUUAAGCGUGACUGUGGAAAUAUGUGAGUGAUCAGCACUAGUCUGAACACACUGUGUCCAGCAUUGUUGCUGUUAACCCGAUUACCUGUUUUCUAUGUGGGUGUACCUUGAUUACUUUACAUUCCUUUUGGAUUACCUCAGUACCAAACACAUGCAAAAU
Molecule: messenger RNA, 1931 nt
Organism: Acanthopagrus latus (yellowfin seabream)
Lineage: Eukaryota; Metazoa; Chordata; Actinopteri; Spariformes; Sparidae
Product: P2Y purinoceptor 14-like
Exons: 3
Coding region: 258-1241 (327 amino acids)
Biological process (GO): G protein-coupled receptor signaling pathway
Cellular component (GO): membrane
Molecular function (GO): G protein-coupled purinergic nucleotide receptor activity
Source: RefSeq, a predicted model, not a curated record